CAGUUCAAUAUAUCACUCCGGCGAAGGUGCAUUGGCAUUGGAAAUCGUUAACAAUCAGCGAUGACUACAACUCCGUCGCCGCUGUUUUUCUCCGACGAUCUUCUCACCGAGAUCCUUUCGUUACUUCCUGUAAAAUCUCUACUUCGAUUCAAAUGUGUAAGCAAUCCUUGGAAAACUCUCAUUUCCGAUCCCAAUUUUGUCAAAUUUCACUUCAAGAAAUUAAAAUCACGAAAUCCACAACACUUCACACUCAUAACUGAAUACCCUGAUAAUGAUUACAGUAUCAUUCCAUACCCUAUACCUCGUAUACUCGAUAACCCUUCGUUUACCCUUGUUGCUGAUCCUCACUUUCUAUUGAGCCAGAAAGAUUGUUCUCGUUUAGUCGGUUCCUGUAAUGGAUUGGUCUGUUUAGUUGGUGAUCGUUACGCUUAUGGUUCCGGUUUAGCCUCAUGUUAUGAGUACUGGUUCCGUUUAUGGAACCCAGCCACUAGGAAAACAUCUCAAAAAAUUGGUUGUUUUUGUGAUUCUGGCAUUUUUGUCUUCGAUUUUGGUUGUGAUAAUUCCACUGAAACUUUUAAAGUGGUUGCGUCACGUUACCUUGGCGUCGGCGAAGAAUUGACAACCGAUGUGAGAGUUUUCAGUUUGGGUGAUAAUGUUUGGAGAAAUAUUGAAAGUUUCCCGGUUGUUCCUCUUUAUUGUGAUGUUGAACAAUUUCAUCAUACUGGUGUGUUUCUUAAUGGCACUCUUAAUUGGUUGGCUAUUCAAGAUGAAGACCCGAUCACUCAUUAUUGUGAUCUAGAGUGGAACAAUAUUAAGGUCGAGCAGAUUGUUAUUGUUUCACUUGAUUUGGGGACUGAAACAUACAACCAGUAUCGGUUGCCUUGGGGUUUUGAUGAGGUUCCGUCUGCAGAGCCAAGUUUUGGUGUGUUGGGUGACUGUCUUUGUUUUUCUUAUUGUUACAGAAAAACUGAUUUUAUUAUAUGGCAGAUGAAGGAAUUUGGGGUUGAAGAGUCUUGGACUCAAUUUCUUAAAAUCAGUUAUCAUGAUCUUCAAUUGAACUAUGACUCUGGGUUCGGUACGCUGCAGAAAAUUCUUGAGCCAUUGUUUCUUUCGAAUGAUGGUGAUACAUUGUCGCGUAGUUUUGAAGAAAGGGAAUCAAUUAUCUAUAAUUGGAGGGAUCAUAGAGUGGAGCGAACAGGAGUUACCGUGCAUAAAACUAGUAUUGAUGAUGGAAAUAAAGGUCGUGUAUGGUGGAGCUUUGCCAAGGGUUUUGUUGAAAGCUUAAUUUCGAUUUCUUGAAACUUGAAAGUUGCUGCGGGAAGAAAUUAUCCGGAGGUACUUCAGAUGCUUCACGGUGAUGUCGGUUUCUGAACAAAGGUUAUUCUGGAAGGCGGAGGGAAACAAUAAGAUGUUGGGGAAAUUACAUAGGAUAGAACUAGAAAAUGAAGGAAAAAUCCAUAAUCAAGAUGAAUUCUUUUGUUUUUAAUUACAUGUUUGGAACAAAGGAUUGAUCCUCUUGCCAUCAAUAAGAUGUUGGCACAAAAUCAAUUAUGGUCUCCAAAGAACCAAUAAUACUCUUACUCACAAUUAAGUGUUUUUUUAGAGGCACAAUUAAGUGACUUGACACAUCAACAAGUUCUGUUUCAUUUCACUAUCACCUCAAAACAAAGUUCUAAUUUCACUAAUUUUUGUUAUAAAGCAAAGUUAGGGCACUGAUUAAUUAGAAACAAUUGUUCUCAACCCACCCACAAAACAUUCGAAAUCCAGAGGAAAGUGUAUAUGCGCAAAUAUGAAGAGAUAAAGUUUGGCUCAUGGUGAACCAUUAUUUUCAUAUAUAACGAAUUGUGAAAAUUGAACGAUUAACAAAACAUUAGAAGAAUAGAAAAACCACAAACUAA
Messenger RNA from Medicago truncatula (barrel medic), 1898 nucleotides. Its product is annotated as F-box/kelch-repeat protein At3g23880. Gene Ontology annotation, molecular function: protein binding. Bases 61 to 1299 code for a protein of 412 amino acids. The record is from RefSeq and is a predicted model, not a curated record. The transcript is spliced from 2 exons. Lineage: Eukaryota; Viridiplantae; Streptophyta; Magnoliopsida; Fabales; Fabaceae.